GACCAGAGCCCGUGGCCACAGGGGAUCUGCCGGCCGGUGUUACUUGUCCGGAUCUAGCGCACAGAGUGAGGGAGAGGACUGCAGGUUACUGUGUCCUGGGCCAAACAUCUGCAGCAGCAGCAGCAGCCCGUGGUAAAUGUGCGUUGCAAAAGAAAAACUGGCCUGCAUUUAUUCAAAACAUCGCCACAGAGCGUCCUUUGCAACACAAGACUCGUCGAUGUUUAGUCAUAUCCUUGUUUGUCCCAUUUCCACGACUCCAACCUCCUGAAACGUCCACUGCAUUCCAACCCCCUGUCCUUUAACUCCAGUCUCCUACUUCUCAGUCCAUUCCUGCCCCCAUCCCACUCAGAGUCCCAGUCUGCUGCCCUUCCAAACAGCUGACUCCUGGUCCAUCAGAACCUGAUCUCCGUUACGGUGCUCUGUCCUUUCCCUGGUUAAAUCCUCUGACCCUGGCUUCACUAAUCCUUGUGUUAAAAAACAAACUGCAGUUGGAACUCAGCAGUGUCUGUGGAGGGUUACACAAAAAAGCUGGAGAAACUCAGCGGGUGCAGCAGCAUCUAUGGAGCGAAGGAAAUAGGCAACGUUUCGGGCCGAAACCCUUCUUCAGACGUGUCUGAAGAAGGAGGGAUCAGCGUCAGUGUCUGUGGAGGGAUCAGCCACGAUUGAAUGGCGGGCUAGACUUGAUGGAACGAAUGGCCUAAUUCUGCUCUUAGAAUUUAUGGACGAUGUUUCAAGUUGAUCCCCUUCAUACUAUCUCCACAGUAGCUGCGACCUCACUGGAUCUCCACAAUGCGCUGGGCAACUUGGAACAGAAAUGUCAGGCAGUUCUUCAUCAACUACAGCUCGGCAUUGAACACCAUCAUCAGUUUAUGUUUAGUUUAUCAGUUUUAGUUUAUCGUCACCUGUCAUCUCUUUAAACUUAUCAAACUUAAUCAACUGGGUCUCUGCUCGUCCCUAUGCAACUUUACUGGAUCCUCGGUUUCUCAUUGGCAGACCUCAAACUGUACGAAUUUGCAACCACACCUCUUUGUUGAUUAUAAUCAUAAGGACACUUCAGGGUUGCGUCUUCAGUCCUCUGACCAGAGGGCAUAGCCUCAGAGUAAAAAGGACGCACCAUUAGAAAGAAGAUGAGGAGUUUAGUCAGAGGGUGGUGACUCUGUAGAAUCUGGAAUUCACGGCCACAGAAGGCUGCGGAGGCCUUGAUUGGGUAUUUUAAGGCACAUUUUUGAUUAGUAUGAGUGUCAAGGGUUAUGGGGAGUUGGCAGGAGAAUGGAAUUGAGAGUGAAAGAUAGAUCAGCAUUGAUUGAAUGGCAGAGUAGACUCAAUGGGCCGAAUGGCCAACUUCUGUUCUGCUGACUUAUGAACUAAACCUAAAUAGUAACUUACUUUACUUACUUGUGCAAUCAAAGUCAAAUGUAAUGUUGUCCACUUAUCUUUAUGGCCAGUGGCAAGCUGACAAAAGUCGAUCGAAGAAUAGUACACAUGAGGUUGGCUUGGCAGCGCAGUUGCUGCCUUACAGUGCCAGAGAUCCGGGUUCGAUCCUGACUACGGGUGCUGUACGGGGUUUGUACGUUCUUCCCGUGACCUGCGUGGAUUUUCUCCUGGAGCUCCGGUAUCCUCCCAGGUUUGUACGCUAAUUAGCUUUGAUACAAUUGUAAAUUGUCCCUAGUGUGUAGUGUAGGAUAAUGUUAGUGUGUGAGGAUUGUUGGUCAGUGUGGGCUCAGUAGGCCGAGGCUGUUUCCGCACUGUAUCUCUUCACUAAAAUAAAGAGAGAUAACUUCAGACUCGUGGCUUUACAAAAUGCAUAAUUAAGGUCCAUUCUAAAUUGGCAGGACGGUUUAUUUCCGGGGGUUUUGCUCACUAUCCAUGGUCUGACCAGUGAAGGGGACAAUGCAACACUCUGCCUACCUUGACAUCAUAAUCACCACUACAUUGCAUCACUGGUAAUGCCAGGUCAGCCUGCAAGGAGUAACCGGCAACAUCAUGAAUUGCUCUGUGUGAUCCCGCAUGCCUGACAUGGAACCCAGUACCCUGCCGACUGUGGAGAUCAUGUCCCCAGUGAAGAUGAGCCUGGUGGAUGUCAGUAAGAUCUUCUCCAAGCUGCAGCCCAGAAAUCAGGACGACAACGCAGAAAUAAAUCAAAUCAACCAGGCCGUGACCAGAAACGAUGCCAGCCUUUUGGAUGACCUCUUGUCUCAGGAGCGUUACGGUCGUCUGAUCAAUAACCGGAGUGGCUGGGGUGUCCCGGGUACUCCCCUCCGUUUGGCUGCCUCGAAAGGUCACCUAGGCUGCCUGGAGGUGCUCCUGAGGCAUGGUGCCGAGGUGGACAGUCUAGAUGUUAAGGCUCAGACCCCUCUCUUCACGGCCGUCAGUGGCAGGCACUUGCAUUGCGUCAUAGCUUUGCUCAGGGCAGGGGCUAACCCAAACGGAAGCAUCUACAACAACUGCUCGCCUGUACUCACGGCAGCCCGAGAGGGGGACAUUGGGAUCUUGAAAGCUCUGCUGGAGCACGGAGCUGAAGUCAACGUGCGCUCCAAGGUGCCAGACUGGGCUUCCAAUGCUUGUGCUUGUAGUGGCCCUCUCUACCUUGCUUCAGUAUACAGGCACUACGACUGCUUCAGGCAACUGCUCCUCUACGGUGCAGACCCCAACUACAACUGUACAGAGCAGAGGGUUUUGGCAAGGAUCAAGCAACCAAAAACAGUUCUGGAAAUGUGUCUCAGGUAUGGCUGUGGGCCUCAGUAUAUCCAACUGCUCAUAGACUUUGGGGCAAACCUUUACCUGCCUGGCCAAGCUCCGGUCAAAAACACACAACAAAACAAAGCUGCCGAACUUCUGGUCCGAGCUACAGCUCAGCCGAGACCCUUGAUGUCACUAACCAGACUGGCCAUUCGCAAGCACCUCAAAGUCAUCGGCAGACUGCAUUCCAUUGACCAACUGGACAUACCAUCAAUCCUGAGGAAAUACUUGGACCAUCAAACCUGAGAGGAUUAGUGUAGUUCCAUGCGUCCUGGAAGCAGUGUGCACUCACUCACUACCUGCCUUACUGAGAGAAGGGGGGGGGGGGGGAGAAAUCAACCCUUCUUACACAGGGUUCCUUGUCUCCCAACCCUUUUGUAGCUUGUAGCUUGGUUGUAAUUGCCCCAGCCAUCUGAUUACAAGUAGAAUACCUUCAAUGCACUCUAUGUAGUAAGUUAUUCUAUAAGUUAUAGUAAAAUAAUAUAUUUAAAGCAAGAGAUACUUUCUAUGUAAAUUUCAUAAGGCUUUGAAAGAUUAGUGAUAAAGAGUAAAUUCUCUGACAUUGGUCAGGGUCUGUGCAUGAGCCUGUUUUAUUUUGAAACACAAGUUGGCUACAAAGCAAACUCCAGUCUGGAAAUUAGAAUGUAACUAUUCCACCACUCUAAAACAUGGUGCUUAGUGCCAGAGCUAAAUCAGGUCCCUCCAAGUCAUUUCAAAACAAGCUGGCAAUAAUGUACAGUGGCAAUAAAAGACACAAAGUGCUGAAGUAACACAACGGGGGUCAAGUAACAUCACUGGAGGAUAUGGAUAGGCCACAUUUAGGGUUGGGACCCUUCUGCAGACUGAUUCUUGGGGUGGUGGGGAGCAAGCUGGAAGAAAGGAGGGGCAGAACGAAGCUUAGC
This is a messenger RNA of Leucoraja erinaceus (little skate), 3641 nucleotides long. RefSeq names its product ankyrin repeat and SOCS box protein 12-like. Gene Ontology annotation, cellular component: cytoplasm; nucleus. Bases 2008 to 2985 code for a protein of 325 amino acids. NCBI's taxonomy places the organism in Eukaryota, Metazoa, Chordata, Chondrichthyes, Rajiformes, Rajidae. Gene Ontology annotation, biological process: regulation of barbed-end actin filament capping; intracellular signal transduction. Gene Ontology annotation, molecular function: protein binding. The transcript has 2 exons. The record is from RefSeq and is a predicted model, not a curated record.